AUGGCCGCCGCUAGGUCCUCGCUCGCCGCGCUCCGGUGCCUCCGUGCCCGCCCCGCCGUCAGGGGGCUGCGCACCUCGGCCGUCUUUGCCCAGGCGCAGCCCUCCGCCCCGCCCUUCAAGGAGCCGACGGGCGUCAACCCUGCGAAGGUCACGGCCAAGGUCAACACGCCGCUGCACGAGUACGGGCAGUACAUCACCACCUGCUUGCCCAAGUACAUCCAGCAGUUCAGCGUGUACAAGGACGAGCUCACCGUCUACGUCGCGCCCUCGGGCCUCAUCCCCACCCUCACCUUCCUCCGCGACCACACCAACUGCCAGUACAAGCAGGUCGUGGACAUUACGGCUGUGGACUACCCUACGCGCGAGAAGCGGUUUGAGGUCGUCUACAACCUCCUCUCGGUGCCGCACCAGUCGCGCAUCCGCGUCAAGACGUACGCGGACGAGGUCGACCCCGUGCCCUCCGCCGUGCCCAUCUACAACGGCGCAAACUGGUACGAGCGCGAGGUGUACGACAUGUACGGCGUCUUCUUCGAGGGCCACCCGGACCUGCGCCGCAUCCUCACCGACUACGGCUUCGAGGGCCACCCGCUCCGCAAGGACUUCCCUUUGACAGGCUACUCUGAGGUCCGCUACGACGAGGAGAAGAAGCGUGUCGUCUACGAGCCCCUCCAGCUCACCCAGGCGUUCCGCAACUUUGCCGACGCCGCGUCGCCGUGGGAGCAGGUUGGCCCGGGCACUGAGUCGACCCCGGAGACUUUCAAGAUCCCGCCCCCGCCUCCCCCCGCCGAGGAGAAGAAGUAG
Molecule: messenger RNA, 801 nt
Organism: Cutaneotrichosporon oleaginosum
Lineage: Eukaryota; Fungi; Basidiomycota; Tremellomycetes; Trichosporonales; Trichosporonaceae
Molecular function (GO): NADH dehydrogenase (ubiquinone) activity
Source: RefSeq, a predicted model, not a curated record